This is a messenger RNA of Cyprinodon variegatus (sheepshead minnow), 1374 nucleotides long. It is a transcript of the gene rd3, whose product is annotated as retinal degeneration 3. The transcript is spliced from 2 exons. Bases 22 to 666 code for a protein of 214 amino acids. NCBI's taxonomy places the organism in Eukaryota, Metazoa, Chordata, Actinopteri, Cyprinodontiformes, Cyprinodontidae. The record is from RefSeq and is a predicted model, not a curated record.
AAAGUGACGGAGGACAGGGCCAUGGCGUCCUGGUUCAGCUGGAACGAGCCCUACCAGAGGAGCCCCCGCAGGGACCCAGCUGACGUGGUCACCGACACUUUGAUGCUGGAGUUCAGCUGGCAGCUAAAGGAAGCAGAGAGGAUGCAGAGAGAGAGGGAGAACCAGUACCGGCGCCUGAAGACCGGGGUGGAUUACAGCUGGCUGGCCAGCACGCCUCGCUCCUCCUUCAACAUCAGCACCGGAGAAAGACUGGCCCUGGAGGACCUUUGCUCCAAGGUGCCCCCCUCCUGCUGUGGCCUGGUCAUCCUCAAGUUUAGAGAUGUCAUACAGGCCAAUGAGCCAGAGGUCCAAGAGGUGUCUGGUCACUUCAGAGCCGUCCUCCUGGAGGCUCUGGAUCAGCUGAAGGAGGAGCAGGAGGCACAGCGGCUGGCCCGGCAGUGGAACAACAAGCGAGCCAUGAGCAUGAACUUCAGGUCACGGAUCAAGAUCAACCCUUUCGGAAGCACAACUGGUCUCACCACUGCAAUGGCCAAUGGGACGGGGAUGAGCGACCUGAAAACCGUGUCCGAGGACGUGGAGAAGGGGAUGCAGAAGGAGGAGCGGUCCCAGAGGGUGUGGAGCAUGCCCGACUUUAGAUACAAGGGAAGCAGCAGUAGAGUUGUCUAAUGUGGUGCUUUUAAAUGUCAGAUGUGACACUUGGACAUUUAAGUUGGACCAAUAUCCGAUACUUGAUGUCUAAUAUGUUCAAGGCCAACAUAAGAUUUCUACUUUUCUAAAUGUACCCAAUAAGUUUUCAGUACUUGAAGCAGUAAAUAUGUUGCCUGAGAUUUAUAUUUUGCAAUCAUGUCUCUUGUGUUUUAGAUAUAAUGCAUUGAAGCAUUAAGGGCCAUUUGUACUACAGCCUAAUAGUAUUAUUUAAAAAUGACAAAGCAAUCUUAAAGCUGUGUUUGAUAGAGACGGUGCACGCUAGGUCAAAGCUGAAUGUGUGAACGCAUGAAAUGGCUGUAAAGUGCAACAUUUUUCUGUAGGAGGGACAUGUUUUCUUUUCUAUAUAAUUCAAACAGUGAGUCAUCCUCCAUGUGUCAACAGCACAAUGACUUAACGGUGAAAUGCAUCAUCCAAGGUUAGAAAACUAAAAGCUUUGCUUCUUGCACUUUUUUUUAUUUCCAGAAAGGUUUAAAAGGAAGAAAAAAAGGAAGCGAUUGAAGAUGAAAUUUCUCCAGCGGUUUAUUUGCAGUCUGUUUGUCACACUGUUUACAAAUGGAUCUGAAUGCACCAUCAUACAAACAUGGAUUCAAACUGGUUUCAUACAAAUAAAUGAAUGAAAUUUUUUUUUUCCAUUCUAAAAUACAAAUACUCGGAAAAAUUACCAUU